This is a messenger RNA of Polyodon spathula (Mississippi paddlefish), 673 nucleotides long. RefSeq names its product dolichyl-diphosphooligosaccharide--protein glycosyltransferase subunit dad1-like. The coding region runs from base 130 to 471 and encodes 113 amino acids. Lineage: Eukaryota; Metazoa; Chordata; Actinopteri; Acipenseriformes; Polyodontidae. The record is from RefSeq and is a predicted model, not a curated record. Gene Ontology annotation, biological process: protein N-linked glycosylation. The transcript has 3 exons. Gene Ontology annotation, cellular component: membrane; oligosaccharyltransferase complex.
GAAGGAUUUGAGUGCGACGCCGUCUUCCUGUGCGCUGAGCCACGUCUGUCUCCUGCUCUGGAUUCGGGAUUCACCUGUCGGUUCACUUUCUGACCCCCUAAAAAACAAAACAAAAAAAAAAAGAAGAAGAUGUCUAACUCGGUGCUUUGUGUAAUUUCUCGGUUUUUGCAUGAAUACGGCGGCUCCACGCCGAACAAGCUGAAGUUGGUGGACGCCUAUAUGCUGUACAUUGUGCUGACCGGAGCGAUGCAGUUCUUGUACUGCCUGCUGGUGGGAACUUUCCCCUUCAAUUCAUUCCUGUCCGGGUUCAUAUCGUGUGUCGGCUGCUUCAUCCUCGCAGUGUGUCUUCGUAUCCAGGUAAACCCCAACAACAAGGGGGAAUUCCUGGGGAUCUCCCCGGAACGUGCGUUUGCUGACUUCCUGUUCGCUCACACAGUCCUGCACCUGGUGGUCGUCAAUUUCAUUGGCUGAGCCCUCCAGACCACGCCCACGUCACAGGUUCAGGAAAAAAAAAAUAAACAUCACAGUAUACCAGCCCUGGCAAAGUGGUCCGGUCGAGUGACUUUUGGAGGGGACGGAUUUCAUUUCUGGUUCCGUUUGUUCGUAUUUCAUCCAGGUUCUGUUGAUUUGUGACGAGAAGCUUUUGUUAAUAAAUCAAAUUUACAUAAAAAAA